AUGAUAUUUUUACCAGUUACGUCGGUGGUGUUUGCUAUCUCAUGGAUUUAUUCAGGUGUCUCAGCAUUCAAUCCAUAUAGCUCUACGCCUUAUUCGCUAAAAUACGUUGAUGAGCAAGAGUUCCUAAGUGUAAUAGAUAAUGAGACAUUGCUCCAAGAAGGACGGCUUUUCCGCCCCUACGAAGGGUCCGAUGUUUUGUGUUACCAAAGGAACACUUCGUCGUUGAUUCAACAUCAUGAAGAAGAUACUUUUAAUUCUGAAGGAGCUCUCAUUGAAGCAGUUAACAUGGUUAAUGCGAUCUUGGCUCCAAACCCUAUUGAAAUGAAUACAGUGCCUAUUUCUUACUGGACUUAUAUUAUAUCCUCUGGUGAGACGAGGACUGUUGUGCAAAAAGGUUAUUUUGGCGAAACGUACCUUUUAGGGAACUCAUCUAACUACAACUCAACUAUUGAUUAUCACUUUGCUAAGAGUAAAACUGGUAGAGUGUAUCUUAGCGAAACUUUGGUAGAUGGUUGCACUUGUGAUCUUACACAUAAACCAAGAGAGGUAGAAAUACAAUACAUCUGCCCUAAACGUCCACUAUCGAGGCCUUUCCAUCUUGAAGUUAGAGAAAUACAAUCCUGCAAGUACCAAUUGAGACUGUUUCUACCACAGUUAUGUGAACUUAGCUCAUUCAAUCCGUUGCUUGGUCAAUUAUCUGAACACAACAUAAUAUGCCAUAGAAGCGGCAGCAAAUUGAGUCCUGCCCUUGAUAUAUUCAACAGGUAUUCGGCUACUGUACUUGAUCAUGGCAUAUACCUAUUAAAACCUAAAAAUAGUGCGAAGGAUAGGCGUCAAUUGAUGUAUCACGCUGCUGAACCACUGGAUUCUCAAACUACCCUCUUUGAGCUCACAGUAGAAGAAAGGUUUAUUGGAGACUUCAUAUCUAGUCUUAAGAAAUUGAUUGGUUCGGACUUUAUACAAUCACCCACCGGGAAAUCGAUCAAACCUGGUGAUCUAUUUCUAUGGAGAGCGCCUGUAGUAGAUGAAACGGGAAAUCUGCUAUUUUUAAUUGACUUGGAAUUGAAUUCAGCCUCGGAAGCGAUUGGGAAGGUGAAUAAUGAUGCCUCCCUUUUAAAUGAAUUGCCGAUUCAUAACAUGGUAUAUUUUGACUCAAUGACAGUUAAUCAAACGGAUGAGACAUCAAGCAACUCUUUACCCGAGAAAAGCACUGGUCUAGUUCCGGAUAUAUUUGCUACUGAUGAGAUAGAAUCUCCUUAUAAAGGCGGGACAGCGCAAGAGCUCAAAGAUAAGUUGAUGGAAGCUUUCCGUGAUAUUGGAUACCCAGACAUAGAGGUGGAAAUUCUAGAAGAGGUUGUAGAGGAGCAAAACUGA
Kluyveromyces lactis is the source of this 1374-nucleotide messenger RNA. RefSeq names its product Yos9p (gene YOS9). Gene Ontology annotation, biological process: endoplasmic reticulum unfolded protein response; retrograde protein transport, ER to cytosol. The coding region runs from base 1 to 1374 and encodes 457 amino acids. The record is from RefSeq and is a predicted model, not a curated record. Gene Ontology annotation, cellular component: endoplasmic reticulum lumen. The transcript has a single exon. Lineage: Eukaryota; Fungi; Ascomycota; Saccharomycetes; Saccharomycetales; Saccharomycetaceae.